Molecule: messenger RNA, 1919 nt
Organism: Osmerus eperlanus (European smelt)
Lineage: Eukaryota; Metazoa; Chordata; Actinopteri; Osmeriformes; Osmeridae
Gene: tbp
Product: TATA box binding protein
Exons: 8
Coding region: 247-1143 (298 amino acids)
Biological process (GO): DNA-templated transcription initiation
Molecular function (GO): DNA binding; RNA polymerase II general transcription initiation factor activity
Source: RefSeq, a predicted model, not a curated record
AUCCAAUCCGGAUGUUGCUCGAGCCAGCGUCGCAGUGUUGCAUGUCGAAGUGGUUAUGAAUCUCUGUUUAGUUGGACAUUUUUCAGGGACGAAGUGAAAUUCAAGGACAGGGGAAGACUACAAUAGUCUACACCAAUCAAGUGCAUUGACUUUUUAUGAGGAUACACUCUCCUACUACUAGUCCUAUCCUACACUUGGCAUCAGAAACUGUGUGUCAGUCAGCUGUUGGCUGCAUAAGGAGAGAACAUGGACCAGAACAACAGCCUACCGCCGUUUGCCCAGGGGCUGGCCUCUCCACAGGGCGCCAUGACACCAAGUCUACCCAUCUUCAGUCCAAUGAUGCCAUAUGGUAGUGGCCUGACACCCCAGCCGGUCCAGAACACCAACAGUCUAUCUCUCCUGGAGGAGCAGCAGAGGCAGCAGCAGGCUUCAGCCCAGCAGGCUGGGGGCAUCCCGGGUGCCUCGGGACAGACUCCCCAGCUGUACCACUCCCAGGCGGUCACUACCACCACCAACUUGCCUGGCAAUACCCCUCUCUACACCACCCCACUCACACCCAUGACCCCUGUCACCCCAGCCACGCCAGCCUCUGAGAGCUCAGGCAUUGUACCCCAGCUACAAAACAUUGUGUCCACUGUAAACCUGGGAUGUAAAUUGGACUUGAAGACCAUAGCUCUGCGAGCAAGAAAUGCUGAAUACAACCCCAAGCGAUUUGCUGCUGUGAUCAUGAGAAUACGAGAGCCGAGGACCACGGCCUUAAUCUUCAGCUCUGGGAAGAUGGUCUGCACUGGAGCAAAGAGUGAGGAGCAGUCUCGUUUGGCAGCCAGGAAGUAUGCCAGAGUGGUUCAAAAACUGGGUUUCCCAGCCAAGUUCCUGGACUUCAAAAUCCAGAACAUGGUGGGCAGCUGUGAUGUCAAGUUCCCCAUCCGGUUAGAGGGCCUAGUACUCACCCAUCAGCAGUUCAGCAGUUAUGAGCCUGAGCUUUUCCCUGGGCUGAUCUACAGAAUGAUCAAGCCCAGAAUCGUGUUGUUAAUAUUUGUGUCUGGGAAGGUUGUUUUAACAGGUGCUAAAGUGAGAGCAGAGAUCUACGAAGCCUUUGAAAACAUCUACCCCAUCUUGAAAGGAUUCCGUAAGACUACGUAGACCUGACUACGGUUUUAUUGUUUUAUUUUUGUAGUUGCAGCAGGAUGUUGUCAAGGAUGCUCUCUUGGACUCUGAUUGGGCCCUUUCAUAGUGGACCCCUUCCACUCACAUCAGUGGUUGGUUGGGCCCACUGGGCAGAUCGUUUUUCUGUUUCAUUGUUUUAAAAUGACUUCCACUCUUUAUUGAAUGAGAAGCAGCAUAAAAGGCUGUAGUCUCUAAGCAAUUUAUUUUUGUAAAGUAGGUUUAAUUGUUGAAAUUGCAAGGCAUGUGGUUUCCACACAUUCCUUACAAGACUGAAUUCAAGACUCAAAACGUAUCAAUGGUCUCUGGCAGUUUUAUAGAUUGACUCAUGAAGUAUUGUUUAUUGAUAUGGUGUUCCAGGACAUUGUUUUAAGUUUGAGAUUAUUUUGCAAAGCAUCCCCUCCCAACUUAAUAGGUUUCACUAAUGUAUGUGUGGAUUUGGCUUUGUGCCAACACCGUGGCACUAAAAGGCCUGGUAACCAGAAACGGAAUUUAACAGGCAACCUUGAUGUCAGACGUUUAGGUUUUUAUUCAUGUUUAUGUACCCCAGACUUGUCAUUUUAAACAAUAUUUAAAAUCAUUGUUUUAUACUUCAAUUUUAGAAUAGACAAAGUUCUGUUUUAUAUUUCUUAUUGUUUUUGGUCCAUCGCCUAAGCCCAAGAAAGCACCGUAACAGAGGGAUGCAGUCUAUACUGGCUUCAAAUGUAUGAUACUUUGCUACUUGUGCACAAUUAAACUUGUAUAUAUAUAAAGUG